Messenger RNA from Amphiprion ocellaris (clown anemonefish), 841 nucleotides. RefSeq names its product phospholipase A and acyltransferase 1 (gene plaat1). Gene Ontology annotation, cellular component: cytoplasm. Gene Ontology annotation, molecular function: A2-type glycerophospholipase activity; glycerophospholipid phospholipase A1 activity. The transcript is spliced from 5 exons. NCBI's taxonomy places the organism in Eukaryota, Metazoa, Chordata, Actinopteri, Pomacentridae. The record is from RefSeq and is a predicted model, not a curated record. The coding region runs from base 235 to 771 and encodes 178 amino acids. Gene Ontology annotation, biological process: N-acylphosphatidylethanolamine metabolic process.
GCAACCGUGGCAAACUGCCACCGGUCAGAGCAGCCGAAACGCCUCCAGCCUCUGGUUCGAGAUAUCCAAAAACAGCCGCUUUGUCAUCUCAGGAACUCAGGAUCAAUUUCUGCCUUUCUUUUCCUUUCUCUUGCUGGAUUUUCUCAUGGUCUUGUGCGGACUUAUGAUGGAGAAUUAAAAUGGUGAGGAAGAAAAAGCUGCUGGUGUUUGGAAUUUGUGGAAGCAUGAUGUGGGAUGGAUAAACGACAACACAACUCUACUAUGGCCUCUAAUGACCCUGACCUUCCUGAGCCCUCCGGUGACCCCCAGCCAGGUGACCUCAUUGAGAUCUUCAGACCGGCCUAUCAGCACUGGGCUCUCUACCUGGGAGACGGUUACAUCAUCAACUUAACUCCCGUCGACGAGAACCAGGCGGCCGCCAUGUCCAGCGUGAAGUCGGUGUUCAGCAGGAAGGCCGUGGUGCGCAUGCAGCUGCUGAAGGAGGUGGUGGGAAGCGACUCGUACCGCGUCAACAACAAGUACGACCACAACCACACGCCGCUGCCCGUCUGCGAAAUCAUCCAGCGAGCGCAGGUCCUCAUCGGCCAGGAGGUUUCCUACGACCUGCUGGGGAGCAACUGCGAGCACUUUGUUACCCUCCUGCGCUACGGGGAGGGGGUGUCCGAGCAGGCUACUCGGGCCAUCGGGGCCAUCAGUCUGGUGACGGCGGCAGCCAGCGCCUUCUCCGUCCUGGGACUGAUCAAUACACGAUCCAGAAACAGGCCUUUCUGACAGCUGUGUUCACUGAAGGGAGCUGUUUCCAGACACCCAUAUAAUUAAAAUAAAAUCAAGUAUUAAUAAA